Molecule: messenger RNA, 966 nt
Organism: Ramularia collo-cygni
Lineage: Eukaryota; Fungi; Ascomycota; Dothideomycetes; Mycosphaerellales; Mycosphaerellaceae
Product: probable succinate-fumarate transporter
Exons: 2
Coding region: 1-966 (321 amino acids)
Biological process (GO): transmembrane transport; fumarate transport; succinate transport
Source: RefSeq, a predicted model, not a curated record
AUGUCGGCAAAAACUACUGCAGGUCCUGGAGGCAAGAAGCCUGCCUCUGCAGCGACCAACUUAAUUGCUGGCGGAGGAGCUGGGAUGAUGGAAGCUCUGGCAUGUCACCCUCUAGACACAAUCAAAGUGCGAAUGCAACUCUCCCGCCGAAGAGAAGGAAUCAAACGCCGUGGCUUCAUCAAGACGGGAAUGGAAAUUGCUCGCAAAGAAACGCCUCUCGGUCUGUACAAAGGUCUCGGAGCCGUCUUGACGGGAAUCGUGCCCAAAAUGGCCAUUCGAUUCACCAGCUACGAAUGGUACAAGCAAAUGCUCGCCGACAAAGACGGCAAGAUCCACGGCGGAGGAAACUUCCUCGCCGGUCUCGCUGCAGGUGUCACAGAAGCCGUAGCCGUCGUCUGUCCUAUGGAAGUCGUCAAGAUCCGGCUCCAAGCCCAACAUCACAGCAUGGCCGACCCCCUGGACCUACCCAAAUACCGCAAUGCCGCACACGCCUGUUACACCGUCAUCAAAGAAGAAGGAUUUGGAGCGCUGUACCGCGGAGUCUCCCUCACCGCUCUCCGACAAGGAACCAACCAAGCCGCCAACUUCACCGCAUACACCGAACUCAAACAAAUCGUGCAAGAACGUCGACCAGACCCGCAAGCUCCUCUACCCAGUCACAUCACCAUGUGUAUUGGUUUGAUUUCGGGUGCCGUGGGACCUUUUUGUAAUGCGCCCAUCGACACCAUCAAAACCCGCCUGCAGAAAACUCCCGCGGAACCGGGCCAGACUGCCAUGGGCCGCAUCACGACAAUUGCGCAGGCCAUGUUCAAGCAAGAAGGCGCGCGGGCAUUUUGGAUGGGAAUCACACCYCGAGUCGCGCGUGUGGCUCCGGGACAGGCUGUGACGUUUGCUGUGUAUGAGUACUUGAAGGACAUUUUGGAAAAGGGACGGGAAAUGGUUCCUGGAGGGCAGUAUGAAGAGUAG